Molecule: messenger RNA, 2148 nt
Organism: Colletotrichum spaethianum
Lineage: Eukaryota; Fungi; Ascomycota; Sordariomycetes; Glomerellales; Glomerellaceae
Product: peptidase S41 family protein ustP
Exons: 5
Coding region: 1-2148 (715 amino acids)
Biological process (GO): proteolysis
Molecular function (GO): serine-type peptidase activity
Source: RefSeq, a predicted model, not a curated record
AUGCGGAGCUCCUCAAUUGCACUGCCAGCUCUGCUGGUCAGCGCCGCUGAUCGCGCGGCCGCCUUCUUCCCCAACACCACGGUCCCGACCAACGGCUCCGAGCCUUGUGCUGCUGUCUCUGCUGCUUGGGCUGCCCAGCAUGCGGCCGCUCCGACUGUUACGCCGACGGUAUCGGCGCAACUGGCGUAUGCCUGCCUCAACUCUGUCCCCAUCAUUAAGGAGGCAGCCAUUGAGUUUGUCGACUCUCUGUUCCCUUACCUCGAGUGGCAGACUGGUUACGACCUCUUCGCGGCCCUCUCCAACAUCAGAGAGAACGUACUGAACGACGUCUACCCUGGUGAAUAUGCCUUUCAGGCAGCCAUUUACGAGGAGGUUUUUGGACCCGGUCACGACGGUCAUUAUGUCUACUACCCCGACUUGCUCACAGCUGUCUUUGAAUGGAAACGUGAGCGGGGCCUAGUUUCCAUCAGCGAGGACGGCUCGUCUUUGCCGGUGAUCAAGAUCUACGAGGAAGUAAUCUCGACACCCGAGACUGCGUCCGUGGUCAAGCUCAUCAACGGUAUUGACGCUGCCAAGUACUUGGAGGACACCGUCAAUAAAGCCAACUGGAACCGUGACGCCAACUCUGCAUACAACUCCAUGUUCUUUGAGAUGUCUGGAAAAGCUACUGGUGUCGGCAAAGGCUACUUCAGCUCCGGCGGCCGUAUCCGUUACGUCUACCAAGGAGCCAACACCACCAUCACUUUUGAGAACGGUACCGAGGUUACUUUCGAGAACCAUGCCACCGUCAAGAAGGAUCUUACGGGCGUUGUCGAUGGCCCGUCCUUCUACGCGAAGUUCUGCAACCCCCUGAUCCCUGCGUCCACGACCGCGGCAGGCACCAUCGCCUCUAACGCCACCGCUCCCAUCCUACCUGGCUACCCUGCCCCAGUUGUCACCACUAACGAUGGUAUUGUCUCCGGAUACUACCUCGAGGGUGAAGGCUUCGAGGACGUUGCUGUUAUCGUUCUCACAGCCUUCGAGAGCGAAAGCCCAGCCGAAUUCCAAAAAGCCACCCAAGACUUCUACACUGCGGCUCUAGCGGCCGGCAAGACGAAGUUGGUCAUCGACUUCCAGCAGAACGGUGGUGGCUACAUCCUUCAGGGCUAUGACUUCUUCCGCCAGCUGUUCCCCGACAAGGUCCAGGAUGGCUACUCCCGAUGGAAGGAAAACGACGGCUUCGUUGCUGCAGCUGAGAUUGUCUCUGACAUUGUGGCCGGCAUUGACAUCUACACCAGCAACAACGCCGACUUGAUCAGCCUUGCGGAGAGCUGGUUCAACUGGCGCUACGACUACAACCUCACGAACCAACCUUUCACCUCGUAUGACGCCAAAUUCGCGCCGCAAGUCUUCCAGAACACCUCUUACACAGAGCUGAUGCGCUGGAACCUCGACGACCCCCUCACCACCAUCAAUGCCACUUUCGGCCUGGGCAUCGAAAUCAACGGCUACGGAAACCUCACCGGUCUUCCCCAGCCUUUCGAGGCCGAGAACAUCAUCAUUCUGUACGAUGGUGUUUGUGCCUCGACCUGCACUCUUGCUUCAGAGUUUCUCCGUCUCAGCGGCGGCGUCAAAUCUGUUGCCUUUGGAGGCCUUCCUGUCGAGGGCCCCAUCGAGGGCGUCGGGGGUAUCAAGGGAUCCCAAGUCCUAGACUGGAGCAACAUCUACGACUACACCAGCUUCCUGCUCCCUUACGCCACGACCGCGGAGCAGAAGGCCGCCUUCGCCCGCUACAGCGACCUGCCUCUGAACCGGAGUACGGCGGCCGCGGUCAACGUCCGUGACCAGAUCCUGAGGGACAAUGUCGAAGACGGCAUUCCCGCGCAGUACAUCCGCGAGGAGGUCGACUGCCGUCUUUACUGGACUCUGCCCAUGAUCAGCGACAUCACCGCCGUCUGGAAGGCAACCGCAAACGCCGCCUUCAACGGCGGUAAGUGCGCGUACGGCGGCAUUGCCAAGAGGGAUGUGACGGAGAAGGCCGAGAUCAAGCGCAGAAACUAUCUCGCUGCCUCGCGUCUCCAGGAGCGUGCUGAAUCCGUCCGCCGCGACGCGCCGGCGACUAACAGCCGCUUCUGGCAAGACAAGUACUUGUUGAAGGCUGUCGACUAA